AUGAGCUCCAGCGACGAAAUCCCCCCCCGCCCCAACGACGUUCCUAGCCUUGCGGCUAGGCGUGCCCAUAUGGAUGUCGUUUUUAGACAGCAUGGGCCGUACACCGAGAAGAUGAUGGCCGCCAGCAGAGCUAAGGCGGUGCGCACCAUCUGCUUUGCCCUCCGUGGGUAUAAGAAGAUCAGGGUGAGCCAGGUGUACUUUGAGUACCUGGUGGAUCUCACCAUCUGGGAUAACUGGAUGUUUUACAACGAGCUGCCAGGCACUGGAGUGCCCUUCCCUGAGUGCCCAUGGGCUGAAAUAAGGCCGGAUCCCUCUGACAUGAGUGAGGGUCUUUCGCUCAUCUACGCCCAGUGGCUCAGGGACAACUUCCCUGACGAGAAGCACGACGGCAAGGCGCCAGCCUUCGCAAGCGACGAGAAGACGGCCUCGAAGGCCCCGGAGACUCCAGCUGCCGGAUCCACUGAGCAGCCGCCUGUUGCUGCUGAGCCCGAGCCCGAGCCCGAGCCCGAGCCUGAGUCCGUUGCUGCCGAGUCCCAGCUCGAGCAUGAGUCCGACGCUGCCGAGCCCGAGACCAUCGCUGCCGAAGACAUGCCUGGCCCUGAGCCUGAGCCUGCUUCCGCCCCCUCUGUGCCGGCCUCCCAUGAGGUCGUCUUCCGGCCCAAGACUGAGGCCAAGCGCACUCGGGCGCCCGCCCAAGGCUUGAGUUCGUCUCGAUGGGCCCCUCCCCCUACCCUCCUUGUCGCUGCGGACGCCCAGCGGCCCAAGGGCUCUCCUCCCAUCCCUCGCGGCAGCAUGGUCUGCCCACCAGUCCCUUCCCUGGCCGCCCGUGAGCAUGCGUGGAAGGCGACGUUUGGCGAUGGGCUCAGAGACGAGCCGUUCUGUGGCCCCUUCGAGGUCCGCAUCCCUUGCUGGAUUGAGUUUGAAGAGCUCAUCUGGGGCCAUAACGGCCAAAUCUUUGCAAAGGUCCGGGAUAUCAUCCACAGAGACCUUGCCAUCUCGUGGGAAGAUGAGAAGCCCACCUCUGUCAAGGGAGGGCAGGGUAUGCCUCUGUCGGUGGACUACGAGGGCCGCCCAUACAAGCUCAUUGUGGGCUUCUCCAAGGGUGUUGACCACACCCAUGGAGCCAACCAAUCUCUGCUGCUGGCCCUUUGGAACAGUGUUGCUGGCUGGGCUGGUCUCGCCCACAUCGGCACCUCGAUGACUCUGGCGGAGUACCUGAGAGUCAACCAGGCGCGCCAGGAUGCUGUUGUCAUCGGCACCAUGAGCGGUCCCAGGAACCCUGUCCGUGCUCUCUACAAGGAGAGUCAGGAAAACACCCUUGCUGCUCAACAAGCAGCCAGGAAGGAGAAGUGUGCCAUGGAACGAUGGCAGUGUGAGGUUCAUGAGAUCCUCCAGAACCCCAUCGAGAUUGCCACUGAGCGACUCGAUGGCUGGGUCAUGGCCAGCGGCCAUGACAUGGAUCUUCGGAUCACGGUCGCUGAGCGAGUCUGGGCUAUGUCUGUCAGUGACCCUGUCAAGAUGGCCCAGGGGAGCCACUGGGCCCAUUGCCUUCGCUCUGGGCUUCGCGUGGUACGAGAGAACUAA
This is a messenger RNA of Fusarium falciforme, 1584 nucleotides long. RefSeq lists its product as hypothetical. The record is from RefSeq and is a predicted model, not a curated record. Lineage: Eukaryota; Fungi; Ascomycota; Sordariomycetes; Hypocreales; Nectriaceae. The coding region runs from base 1 to 1584 and encodes 527 amino acids. The transcript has 2 exons.